CUGGGAACGAGGCUAUGCUCAGAAUGGACCACUCACUAGCAGAAGGAGAAUUAACUAUCUUUACCAAACUAGAAAACUAAACUAAAUGUGGAACCACCUCUGCUAGCUAUAUAGCUAAUAUCUAUGGUCUAUGCUAUACAUAAGUAUAUUGAAUAGCUCUAUACAUGGGGAUCUCUGUGGAGUUGUGGAGAGCUCGCAUUGGGCUAUUCAGUGGUGGGAGGGGAUCACGACCACACAGUAAAGCUCCCUCGACAAAACAGCAGCCUCUACACUUCAGUGAUACAGUGGGUACUACUGCGAAAGUGGUUCAAGGAGGAUUGCUUUUAUUGUAUAUUCUCACAUUUCUGAGCUCUCAAGAUAAAACUGAAUUCCUAAAACGCACAAGAAAUGUUGGUCUCCUGGUGAUACUGAUUGCUGUGUUGCUCCACUCUCUUGCCCACCUCUUGCUGUUAGCUGGAGACGUUGAGAGCAAUCCUGGGCCUCAAAUGGAUGACGCACUAACAAUGGAUGAUUUAAACGAAGCUCACACUAAACUGUACGACUCUCGGAACAAAUGGUUCGAGAUUGGACAAGCUCUACAUGUUGAGGAUGUCAUACUAGAUAGCAUCAGAAAGCGGUAUGCUAAUGAUGGCAGCACCUGUCUUCGUGAAAUGCUUGAUCACCGUUUGAAAUCAGUGCCUCCUCUAACCUGGAAGGAGUUACUUAAUACUCAGUAUGCAUAUCUGUCAUUAGGAUCAUCUGCUCAACCAGUGAGUACAGUUCUUCAAGUGCUAUUGGACAAAUAUCAACUCAGUCCUUCUCAAGUCGACUGUCAAAUUCAACAAACGCACAUACCAUAUUUGGCUGCCUUUUUUGAUAAUGUUGGUUUCUAUGUCGAUGUGAUGGAAUUAACCCCUGGUGAACAAACCGAUGUCAAAGGUGCAGAAGCUAAUCAAUUAGCCGUGAUCAAGUGCUUGAAACUCUGGAAAGGAAAGAAUCCUGCACGAGCGACAUUCAUGACCCUUCUGGAGAUGUUGGUAAAGUUAAAGAAGGAAGAGAUUGCCGAUCAAAUCUGUCAGUACUUAAAAGAGGAUAUCAUCACCUCACUUCCAACACAGUCUAGUAUUCAAGAAGCAUCUAACUCACCUGAAGAAUCCAGUGCUUCAAGACGUUAUACCCAAGAAACACCCUCCUCUGCCAAGUGGGAGCUAGACUCGCUAGAAAUGGAUGAAGCUUUCUCAAAGUUGGUGCUCCAACUUCAGCAGUCUUUGGAAACUCGAAUUGUUUUGAAGAAGUUGACGUCUUGUUUAAUGGAUGUGAGUUGCUACCAGAAAGUAUUUAAAGGCCCUAACCAGUGUUUGUUUCGAGACAAGCGAGAAGAAUUACGUGCAGCUAGCGAUUUCUACGAUGUAUGGGAUAUUAUCCGAGACUACGUCUCAUAUUUUUCGUAUGGCUUGAUUAAAUAUCUCACUGACAAUCUUGGAAGCAAAGAGGACCAGGAUAACUUAAUAGUUUAUGUGAAAGAGUUUGAAGAAUAUGCUAAACGAAGGAUUCAGUACCCAACAAAAAUUGGUUCGGGCUACAGAGACGAUAGCUCUAAAAUGAUUGUGAAGCUCGACUCUACUUACGACAAAUGUGAGCUUCUCUACUUGAAACAAUUUGAAGAAAAUCUAGCAAAAAUACUCAAAGUCGAAGCAAAUGCGUUAUUACUUCGUGGAAUUAAUGAAGGCUGCGUUCAACUUGUGUUCGAGGUACCCUCUUUCAUUCCUCCCAACAUCUUCCCACUCACACUCAAUCAAGAAGCAGAACUAAAGGAUCUUGGGGUGAUCCAAUUGGACUGCGGGGACCAUCAUUUCCGACUACAGGAUGCCACGUCUCACAGUUCAGAUAGUGAUGCUGACUCGGACAACGAUGACAAUCAAAGUGCUCAGCCAUCUGUGGAACUCGACGAUCAGUCAAUAGCUGUGAAAUCAAAGAGUUCUCAUUCUGACUCUGGAUAUAAUACUGUGUCAUCAAAACGUCUACCUAGCCAAACCUCAUCAACAGUACAAACCGAAUUUGAAACUGACCUCGACGCAGAUCCACAGUUGAAUGACAUAGCUUUACGUGCGACAAGUUUGCUGUCAGGCAUUAACUCUUUCCCAGCAUACAUACGCCUUCAUGCCAAAUGGAAUGAAGUACCACCAAUCAAGCUUCAUUCAGCCGUAUUCAAUGGAGAAAUAACCCAAGUUCGGUUCCUGAUUGAAGUUCUAUACUGGAACAAUUCUGUUGAGCAAGGUCAAUUUCUACUUCACAUUGCAGCAGCUUAUGGACAUCUCAAUAUUGUUAGGUACUUCAUUGAAGACAGGAAACUCAAUGCGGCAACUGAAUCCAUGGACAAAGAAACACCACUUCAUCUUGCCGCGCUCAAUGGACAUCUACAUAUAGUUAAGUACCUUGUCGGUACUCAGCAAGUGGAUCCUACGAGUCUGGACAACAAUAAUUUCUCUCCACUACACAAUGCCUGCAGAAGUGGGAACAUUGAUGUAGUAAAGUACUUAAUGUCUGAGAUUCAGCAACAACAACCACUCGAUGUGAAUGAGAAGGCCAUCGAUGGAAUUACACCUAUCCAUUUUGCUGCUGCAACUGGUAGCCCGGAUUUGAUACGAUUUCUGCUGAAAGAGCUUAAACCUUCCUUUCAAGUGAUAGCUGCGUGUGACCUGCAAAGCAAAGACAAGAAAGGGAGGUUGCCUUUUCAGAAUGCUGCAAUGUAUGGCCACACUGAAGCUCUAAAGCUGUUAUUGAAGGAACCUGACGUACAAGUGGACUCGUUGAUGAAGGACAACCUCACAGCUCUACACUUGGCAGCCGAACAAGGACACUUAGAGUGUGUACAAAUUCUUCUUCAAAAAGGGGCCAAUCCAGAUGUUCAAGACUUUGUGAGUAUUUAA
Molecule: messenger RNA, 2909 nt
Organism: Halichondria panicea
Lineage: Eukaryota; Metazoa; Porifera; Demospongiae; Suberitida; Halichondriidae
Exons: 11
Coding region: 165-2909 (914 amino acids)
Biological process (GO): signal transduction
Molecular function (GO): protein binding
Source: RefSeq, a predicted model, not a curated record